AUGGGCCCAGCCAAGGAGAGAAACCUAAGGCGCGCGCACGUGGUCGCCAGAGAAAGGGGGUGUGGAGCCGGUAGCCGCAGUGGCCCUGAACGUGCCUCCGGGGGGCACCUUGUUGCUGUGUUGGGCGGCGGGGAGCCGGCCUUCGGGAUCCAUGUUUGGGGCCCUGGGACGUGGGAGAAUGCCGGGGCCUCUCUCUCUGCCCCUGGCACGCCUCUGUGCAGGGCCUUCCUUCCCCCCCCGGCCCCCACGGCGGGUCCGUGUGGCUGCAGACACCCAGAAAGAGGGGAGGCCCGGGAGGCUGGGGAGCCGUGGAAGCCCGAUGCAGUGCGGGUCUCCAGGUGGAGGGGCCCUGGUCCCCUGGCGCCAGCGUGGCCCUUCCUCCUUGUGGAAACCCUUGUGGUGUGUGUGCCCUCUCGCCCUGACCCAGGAGAGCAGCGUGGCGGACCCCUGAUCUUGUCGCGUGCCACCGAGCGAGGCCGAGGAGCUCCCGCAGACCAGUGGGCGUGCCGUCCUUGUCGCGGCUCUGUGGAGACCUGGCGAUGGAGAGCAGCGUGGCGGACCGCUGAUCUUGUCGCGUGCCACCGAGCGAGGCCGAGGAGCUCCCGCAGACCAGUGGGCGUGCCGUCCUUGUCGCGGCUCUGUGGAGACCUGGCGAUGGUGAGCGGCCCCUGUCCUCAGUGGUGGAGAACUCGCCCUUGGGGCGCUCGUCUGUCGGGAGCCCCGGGCCACCCCCGCUUCUCGCGGGCUUUGGCCCCGGCAGGCCAGCUCCGGGGGCGUGAGGGGGGGAGCGUCCCGUCCUGCCCAGUGGCUCGUCUGUCUGGGCCCGCCCCCAAACGCUGCCGUGAUGGAGCGGGUUGGAUCUCCAGGUGCGGAGGCGGUGAAUGUGCCUUCUGGCGGCGCAGCCCGUGCUCGGAUCGAUGAUGACUCCCUCUAAAGCAUUCCUUGGAAAUCUGAACAAAAUGAGUGAGAACUCACUACCGUCUCCUCAUCGAAACUGAGGUCCAGCACGUGGCUGCCACCGGGGGCUGGGCGGGGAGGGUCCCUGGGCCUCGGCGCCUUUGUGUGUCAGCAGCC
Messenger RNA from Phacochoerus africanus (Common warthog), 1074 nucleotides. RefSeq lists its product as uncharacterized. The record is from RefSeq and is a predicted model, not a curated record. The transcript has 3 exons. The coding region runs from base 1 to 921 and encodes 306 amino acids. Lineage: Eukaryota; Metazoa; Chordata; Mammalia; Artiodactyla; Suidae.